AUGACCCCGCCUUUGCAGCCACAGCCAGGCAAUAAAGCGGUGGCUAUAACCCAGUUUGGAGAGGCAGUAACUUUCCGAGCCGAUUUGCUCGGAAAACUCAAUACCGCCCACGUGGUGGUCCUGAGACGACGAGGCGAGCACUUUGUCGUUGUACGACAGCGACGAGUUAACGACAUCCUCGAUCGACCUCCUUUGUCUGCUUUUCCUGCGACGGCAAGAACCGAGGAGCGAGUAGUUGAGGAACGGCUUACUGUCAUCCGAUGA
Messenger RNA from Soboliphyme baturini, 264 nucleotides. The record is from the annotation of a GenBank genome assembly. NCBI's taxonomy places the organism in Eukaryota, Metazoa, Nematoda, Enoplea, Dioctophymatida, Soboliphymatidae.